This is a messenger RNA of Octodon degus (degu), 1879 nucleotides long. It is a transcript of the gene Ccer1, whose product is annotated as coiled-coil glutamate rich protein 1. The transcript is spliced from 2 exons. Bases 468 to 1745 code for a protein of 425 amino acids. NCBI's taxonomy places the organism in Eukaryota, Metazoa, Chordata, Mammalia, Rodentia, Octodontidae. The record is from RefSeq and is a predicted model, not a curated record.
GACUAUUUAAGGGCCGCCGCUGCCCGCGUCCGCUCAGUCCGGCCAGGACGGCCACCGUGAAGCACCUGGGUUGAGAGGGAGCAGCCACGUGAACGCGCACCGCCUGCCUCCCCAGUCCCCGGCCGCGCCUCUGCAGAGGUGGGUGAACGUGGGGCUCCGGAGCCGCUCUCACCGUGUGUCGCCCACCAACACCUCCCUCCCCCACCAUCCAUCCCAGCCCCAGUCCCAUCCAGCCCACCUGGGCAAGACAACCCGGGUGCGAAGGAAAAGCGAUUACUACGGAAGAGCUAGAACGCGGAGAAGGGAAGAGAGGGUCCUCCUGGCAAGGCCGGCGCCAGCCCAGAGUCAGGCACGCGGCGUCGCGCGGCGACACAGGUUGAGGACGCUCUUCACGCCGUCCGAUCUGGCCACCUUUCACGACAGCUUCUAGGACGCUCCCAUUCAGGCCUCGGGGAACUCCUGAAACCAUGACCCAGACCCUCUUCCAAAAGGAAGACCCUCUCAAUCUGGGUGGCGGAUGGUCCUCCUCUGCCCCCUUAGGCACCUGGUCUUCCUGCCGUCGAAGGCGCAGAGGAGCUCCGAUCUACAAGCAACGCUACAGCCAAGGCCGCAAGCCCGGGUAUGAGCCCCCCAGGAAAAAGCCCAAGCACUGGCAUGCCCCGGGCCCUUGGUUCCAGCCCCCGCGAAGGCCCUGCUGGUACCCUAACUGGGGGCGCUGCGGCGGGCCCUGGAGCCCCCCUCCGGGGGUAUUCCAGAAGCCCCCAUGCCCGUUGGAAAUGAUGCGGAUGUUCGGUCUGCACCCGCUCUGCGUCUGCUGCUGCUCCUGCUGGUGCGCGUCCUGGAACCCGGGCUGGGAGGGGCCCCGGGUCAGGAAGAAGCGCUGGGGUCGCCGGGGCCGCGUGCGGCACCCCCCGCGCGGCUGCUUCCGGAGGAGGAGCCCGCCCGUGGAUCUGAGCAUGCUGCUGCGACCCGUGAACCUGUACGGCUGGCGGGCGCCGGGCAUGCGGGCGCCGCGCAACACCACGCAGUUCAUCAUGAAUCAGAUCUACGAGGACAUGCGGCAGCAGCAGAAGCAGGAACGCCAGCAGCGGGCGCAGAGGGCGCAGCGGGCCAGCUCAGGGUCAGCCGGCGACGGCGACGCGCCCCCCAGUGACGGCGAGGAGAACUCGGCGCUGCAGGAAACGUUCUACAGCUACCUGCAGGAUCCCUCUCUAGUCUUGAGUCCUGCACCCGCGCAGGAAAACGAAUCCUCUGCCCCGCAGCUGGUGAAAGAGGAGGAAAAGAUGGAAGAGAUAAAGGAGCAGGAGGAGGAGCAGGAGCAGGAGGAGGAGCAGGAGGAGGAGGAGCAGGAGGAGGAGGAGGAGCAGGAGGAAUGCGUGGAGUGCAAUGCAAAGGAGGUGAAAGAGGAAGAGGCAGAGACAGAGGAUGAAGGUGCACAGGAGGAGGAGGAAGAAGAGGAGGAGGAGGAGGAGGAGGUCGAAGAGGAUGACAGAAAGGAAGAGGGGAAAGAGGAGGAAGAGAGGAGGAUGCAAGAGCAAGGGCCCGAGGAAGGGCAGAGAGGGGAAGAAAUCCACUUGCCUCUGGAGACGCCUUUGUUCACCUUAGUAGAGGCUGAAGAUGAAGGAAAGGACUUUACGAAGUACACGUACCUAAGCCUAGAUCAGAUGGUCCUGGAUGUGCCAGAGGAAAAUCUACUCAUGAUACCAGACAUGGACCAUUCCAUAUCUCCAAGGGAACUGAUCUGAUUGAAAUUAACUAGAGGCUUAAUAAAAUUGCCUUAUUUAAAAGUGAGUUCCACUAAUAAACAUGUCCAUGUAAACUCCUUCUUUGGCCAUUAUGAAAAUAUUUAAACAUCGGUGUGUUGUGUUAUGAGUGUGGG